AUGGGCGAGAUCAGCCAAGACGCUGUGGAGAGGUACCUGCAGGAGAACCCUGCCUUUGCCAAGGAGUUCUUCGACAAGAAGCUGCGGGUGGAGGUGCUGGGGGAGGGCUUCAGGAGCAGCCAGCCGGGGGCCCCGGAGCCGGCCCUGUGCCUGGAGCUGCUGGGCUGCCUGCAGGAGGAGGCGCGCGGCGAGUGGGCUGCGCACAGGGCCCUGCAGAGGCUGGCCCAGCUGCUGCGCGCCGACCGCUGCAGCCUGUUCGCGUGCCGGGCCCGCAACGGCGCACCCGAGGUGGCCUCGCUGCUGCUGGACAUCACCCCCACCUCCACGUUUGAGGACAACCUCGUAGCCCCUGACAGAGAAGUCGUGUUUCCACUGGACAUUGGGAUAGUUGGCUGGGUUGCCCACACGAAGAAAGCCUUUAAUAUCCCGGAUGUACAAAAGAAUAGCCAUUUUUCUGACUUCAUGGACAAACAAACUGGAUAUGUUACCAGGAACUUGCUGGCAAGCCCGAUCAUGAUGGGCAAGGAGGUUCUUGCCGUGGCCAUGGCAGUGAACAAAGUCAGUGCCCCUGAGUUUUCCAAACAGGACGAGGAGGUCUUUGCCAAGUACCUCAGCUUUGUCUCUGUCUUCCUGAGGCUUCAGCACACCAGUUACCUCUACAGCGUGGAGUCCCGGAGAAGCCAGAUUCUUAUGUGGUCAGCCAAUAAAGUGUUUGAAGAGCUCACAGAUGUUGAGCGGCAGUUUCACAAAGCCCUGUACACAGUUAGGACGUAUCUGAACUGUGAACGAUACUCCAUUGGACUGCUGGACAUGACCAAGGAGAAGGAAUUCUAUGAUGAGUGGCCAAUCAAGCUUGGAGAAGUAGAGCCUUAUAAAGGACCUAAGACCCCGGAUGGCAGGGAAAUCAUCUUUUAUAAAGUUAUUGAUUACAUUUUACAUGGAAAAGAAGAGAUCAAAGUGAUUCCGACCCCUCCUGCAGACCACUGGACACUCGUUAGUGGAUUACCAACAUAUGUGGCUGAAAAUGGAUUUAUAUGUAACAUGCUGAACGCCCCUGCAGAUGAAUAUUUCUCAUUCCAGAAAGGACCUGUAGAUGAAACUGGCUGGGUCAUUAAAAACGUCUUGUCUCUACCUAUUGUCAAUAAGAAAGAGGACAUUGUGGGAGUCGCUACAUUUUAUAACAGGAAGGAUGGGAAACCCUUCGAUGAGCAUGAUGAGCAUAUUACUGAGACUCUCACUCAAUUUCUUGGAUGGUCUCUUUUAAAUACUGACACCUAUGAGAGAGUGAACAAACUAGAGAACAGAAAGGACAUUGCUCUGGAAAUGCUCAUGAGCCAUGCAAAAGCCACCCCUGAUGAAAUCAAGUCUAUUUUGAAAUUUAAAGAGAAGUUAAAUGUAGAUGUAAUUGAGGACUGUGAAGAAAAACAGCUUCUCACAAUUUUGAAAGAGGACUUGCCAGACCCAAAGGCCACAGACCUGUAUGCAUUCUGCUUCAGUGACUUUCCUAUUACAGAGCACGAGCUGGUCAAAUGUGGGCUACGACUGUUUUUUGAGAUAAACGUGGUGGAGAAAUUCAAAGUACCAGUAGAGGUUCUUACCCGAUGGAUGUACACAGUGCGGAAAGGGUACCGCUCUGUCACUUACCACAACUGGAGGCAUGGUUUCAACGUGGGGCAGACCAUGUUCACUUUGCUGAUGACAGGACGACUGAAGAAAUACUAUACAGACCUUGAAGCUUUUGCCAUGCUCGCUGCUGCCUUCUGCCAUGACAUUGACCACAGAGGCACCAAUAACUUGUACCAAAUGAAAUCCACAUCUCCACUGGCAAGACUUCACGGGACUUCCAUUCUAGAGAGGCACCACUUGGAAUAUAGUAAGACCCUCCUGCAGGAUGAGAGUUUAAACAUCUUCCAGAACCUAAAUAAGCGGCAAUUUGAAACGGUUAUUCAUUUGUUUGAAGUCGCAAUAAUAGCAACUGACCUGGCAUUGUAUUUCAAGAAGAGAACCAUGUUUCAAAAAAUUGUUGAUGCCUGUGAACAAAUGCAAAGCGAGGAAGAAGCCAUCAAAUACAUAACUUGUGAUCCAACUAAAAAGGAGAUUAUCAUGGCAAUGAUGAUGACUGCAUGUGACCUGUCGGCCAUAACCAAGCCCUGGGAGGUUCAAAGUCAGGUGGCCCUUCUGGUAGCAAAUGAAUUUUGGGAACAAGGAGAUCUGGAGCGAACAGUACUGCAACAGCAACCUAUUCCUAUGAUGGACAGAAGCAAAAGAGAUGAACUACCUAAACUUCAAGUUGGAUUUAUUGAUUUUGUUUGCACUUUUGUAUAUAAGGAGUUCUCACGGUUUCACAAAGAAAUCACACCUAUGCUAAACGGCCUUCAGAAUAACCGAGUGGAAUGGAAAUCCCUGGCUGAUGAGUACGAUGCAAAGGUGAAAGCGAUGGAAGAGGAGGCAAAAGCCCAGGAAGGAGGAGCCAACACAGCUGGAAAAGCUGCCGAAGAUGUACGAAGAAGUAAUGAUGACAAAAAGUCCAAAACAUGCUCAAUACUGUGAUAUAAUCCAGCUCAUCUACAUUUCAAAUGUCAUUUUAGUUCCUACGAAAACAAAACAGCUGGGUGUGGUGAUGCACGCCUUGAAUCCCAGUACCCAGAAGGCAGAUCACUAUGAGUUCAAGGAUAGCCUGAGACUACAUAGUGAAUUUCAGGUCAGCCUGGGCCAGAGCAAGACCCCACUUCAAAAAAACAAAACAAAACAAAACAAAACAAAACAAAAACCCAGAAAGAAGAACACAUUCACAAGAACUUCAGCAAAUUUCAUCUGGCAACCUAUGCAGUGAGUAGGAGGAUCUUCUGAGAAGCUACCCCUGACUUCCAAGACCUUAGCUAGAAAAUUCUACAAAAGGACAAAACAUGUGAAUUUUUAUGUCUGCUUUUGCAGUGAGCACAGGUUAACGCAGAGACACACAUCUGACAAGGGUGCUGAGAAUGAGUGACUAUGGUUUGA
Messenger RNA from Jaculus jaculus (lesser Egyptian jerboa), 3000 nucleotides. It is a transcript of the gene Pde6c, whose product is annotated as phosphodiesterase 6C. The record is from RefSeq and is a predicted model, not a curated record. Lineage: Eukaryota; Metazoa; Chordata; Mammalia; Rodentia; Dipodidae. The transcript has 22 exons. Gene Ontology annotation, biological process: signal transduction; visual perception. Gene Ontology annotation, molecular function: 3',5'-cyclic-nucleotide phosphodiesterase activity; protein binding. The coding region runs from base 1 to 2550 and encodes 849 amino acids.